AUGGGUCGUGGAGUUAGCAGUGGAGGGGGAGAGAGUUCUUUGGGAUAUCUUUUUGGAGGUGGAGAAGAAAUUAAAAAACCCGCCCCAAAGAAGGUUGAUGCUCCUCAGAACCAGGCGCCAGUUCCAAGCACUGAACCACCUUCUCAGAAGCCUACUGCUCCAACAACACCUGCAGAAGUCAAUAAGCAGACUCCAGCAGGCGUUCCUGGGAACACUUCAAACAACUAUUUCCGAGCAGAUGGCCAGAACUGUGGCAACUUCCUCACGGAUCGGCCAUCGACAAAGGUGCAUGCAGCUCCUGGUGGUGGAUCAUCCCUAGAUUACCUUUUUGGAGGCGGUAGCAAGUAA
Molecule: messenger RNA, 348 nt
Organism: Prunus armeniaca (apricot)
Lineage: Eukaryota; Viridiplantae; Streptophyta; Magnoliopsida; Rosales; Rosaceae
Source: the annotation of a GenBank genome assembly